This is a messenger RNA of Sarcophilus harrisii (Tasmanian devil), 2559 nucleotides long. It is a transcript of the gene CAPN8, whose product is annotated as calpain 8. Gene Ontology annotation, biological process: proteolysis. Gene Ontology annotation, cellular component: cytoplasm. Bases 1 to 2109 code for a protein of 702 amino acids. The transcript has 21 exons. The record is from RefSeq and is a predicted model, not a curated record. Gene Ontology annotation, molecular function: calcium-dependent cysteine-type endopeptidase activity; calcium ion binding. NCBI's taxonomy places the organism in Eukaryota, Metazoa, Chordata, Mammalia, Dasyuromorphia, Dasyuridae.
AUGGCAGCUAUGGCAGGAAGACUGUCAAAACAGCAGCGUUCAGUGGCUGAGGGUCUGGGUUCCAGCCUGAAUGCUGUAAAAUACCUGGGCCAGGACUAUGAGACCUUAAGGAAACAGUGCUUGGAGACAGGGACUCUAUUUAAGGACCCAGAAUUUCCAGCUUGUCCCUCAGCUUUGGGAUACAAGGAUCUGGGACCAUAUUCUCCUCAAACCCAAGGAAUUGUGUGGAAACGGCCCACGGAAUUGUGUCCUGACCCUCAGUUUAUUGUUGGUGGAGCUACUCGAACAGAUGUUCGUCAGGGUGCCCUUGGUGACUGCUGGCUCCUGGCAGCCAUUGCUUCCCUGACAUUGAAUGAAGGGCUCCUUUACAGAGUAGUCCCUAAAGGUCAGAGCUUUCAGAAGAACUACGCAGGAAUCUUUCAUUUUCAGUUCUGGCAGUAUGGAGAAUGGGUGGAUGUUGUCAUCGAUGACAGGUUACCCACAAGAAAUGGGAAUUUGCUAUUCCUUCACUCAGAAGAAGGCAGAGAGUUCUGGAGUGCCCUGCUGGAAAAGGCCUAUGCCAAGCUCAAUGGGUCCUAUGAAGCUCUCACAGGAGGGUCUACCGUGGAGGGAUUUGAAGAUUUCACCGGAGGAAUCUCAGAGUUUUAUGAUUUGAAAAAGGCCCCAACCAAUCUGUAUCAAAUCAUAAGGAAGGCUUUACGCUCUGGAUCACUGCUUGGAUGCUCUAUUGAUGUCACCAAUGCAUUGGAAUUGCAGGAAGUCACCAGCCUGAAGCUGGUUAAGGGGCACGCUUACUCUGUCACUGGAGUUGAAGAGGUUAAUUUCCAUGGUCGCCUUGAAAAACUAAUCCGCCUAAGGAAUCCAUGGGGUGGGACGGAAUGGAAAGGAGCAUGGAGUGACAGUGCCCCUGAAUGGAAUUACAUAGACCCAAGGCAGAAGGAAGAACUAGACAAGAAAGCUGAAGAUGGAGAAUUUUGGAUGUCAUUUUCAGAUUUUCAGAGGCAAUUUUCUCGCCUGGAGAUCUGUAACUUGUCUCCUGACUCCUUGACCAGUGAGGAGAUCCACAAAUGGAACACAGCAUUGUUCAAUGGCCGCUGGAUCCGGGGCUCCACAGCUGGAGGCUGCCAGAACUACCCAGCUACAUACUGGAUCAAUCCCCAGUUUAAGAUCCGAUUGGAUGAGGCAGAUGAUCACCAUGAAGGGAACCCAAGUGAGCCCUGCUGUACAGUUCUGGUGGGUCUGAUGCAGAAAAAUCGAAGAAAGAAGAAGAGGAUUGGACAGGGGAUGCUCAGCAUUGGCUAUUCACUUUACCAGAUCCCCAAAGAGCUGGAGAACCACACAGAAGUGCAUCUGAGCCAGGACUUCUUCUUGGGACAUAAGCCUGCUGCUCAAACCCCAGCAUACUUUAACCUUCGAGAAGUUUCUAAUCGGUUCCACCUUCCUCUGGGAGAGUACCUGGUGGUGCCCUCAACUUUUGAGCCAUUCAAGGAUGGAGAGUUUUGCCUGAGGAUAUUCUCAGAGAAGGAAGCUAAGUCCCUGGAAAUUGGGGACAUGGUGGCUGGAAAUCCCUAUGAGCCACAUCCCAGUGAACAAAUAGAAGACCAAUUCAAGAUUCUUUUUGAGAAGCAUUCUGGGGAGAAUUCUGACAUCAGUGCCAAAGCGCUCCAAACUAUUCUGAAUGGCUUCUUUUUUAAAGGAACAGGCGUGAAAUUUGAUGGAUUCAACAUCAAUACCUGCAGAGAAAUGAUUGGCCUUUUGGACAAUAAUGGGACAGGUACUUUGGGACUUGUAGAACUCAAGAUAUUAUGGCUGAAGAUUCGGAAAUAUUUGGAGAUCUACCAGGAAGUGGAUGCUAAUCACUCAGGGACCAUCAAUACCCAUGAGAUGAGGACAGCCUUCAAGAAAACAGGUUUUACCCUCAACAACCAGGUCCAGCAGGCAAUUGCUGUGCACUAUGGGGACAGCACUCUCAGCAUUCCCUUCGACAGGUUCAUUUCCUGCAUGAUACGUCUGGAGAGUCUCUUCAAAAUAUUCCAUCUUUUGGACAAGGACCAGAAUGGCAUUGUCCAGCUCUCACUGGCAGAGUGGCUAUGUUGUGUGCUAGUCUGAGCCAACAUCUUGGAUACCUCAGAAGUUUCAUGUGUGGAUGCUCCUUUCUACUCCCUUUCUCCAUCUCACUUCACUCAAAUUUCACAUUCAAGUCAUCAAAUUAAUGUUUUUAUAUUGUAGUAAAUUUGCCCUGACCAACUAUCCCAGAGCCAGUCUGUUGCGCCUUCCCUGUGCCUUCCACCCCAUUCCUUCCCAGCAUCCCAAGGAUUAACUUGGAGAACUUUGAAUGGUUUCUUCUCUACCACCAUUUGCUUCAGCCCUCACUAACUGUAUUCUCCUCCACCACCCCACCUCCAUCCUGUUUCAUUAAACCAUUUAACAUCAAUUAGCUUCUAUUAAAUGAUAUUUACUUUGAAGAUAUAUCAAGAAUAGAAUAUUUCCUCUCAACAAGUUGGGGCACACUGAUUUCUUUGUUUUACCUCAAUCUCUAUUUUUCUAUAUAACUCUGAU